AUGUAUGAAGGCGAAAAGCUUCUCAUUGCCAAUCGAGGUGAAAUCGCUGUCCGGAUCCUUCGGACUGCAAAAGAGAUAGGACUAGCGACACUAACUAUCUACACUCCUUCCGAUGCACUUGCUCCGCAUGUUACCCUUGCAGAUGAAACCGUCGCUCUUCCUCUUGUGUCUGGCCAGUCGGAAUCCAGGGCAUACUGUGACAGCAAAGUGAUUAUCUCAAUUUGCAGGAGCUAUUCAGUUACCCUUCUACAUCCAGGCUACGGAUUUCUUUCUGAAAAUGAGGAGUUUGCGAGAACGGUUGUAGAGAACGGUAUCACCUGGCUUGGCCCGAGUUCAGAUAUAAUCAAGACCAUGGGAAACAAACAUGAAGCAAGGCAUGUUGCUGAGGCAGCUGGAAUUGCCAUUGUUCCAGGCUCGAAAGGAUUAGUCAAGGAUGAAGAAGAAGCAGUUACUGUAGCACAUCAGGUGGGAUUCCCUGUGAUUUUGAAAGCAACUGCAGGAGGAGGAGGACUGGGACUAGUUGUUUGCAAUGAUGAACCAGAACUAUUUCAAGCAUUUUCACGUACAAGUCAACAUGCAGAGGCAUUGUUCCAAAAUCCUGGCUUGUUCAUUGAACAUUAUUUUCCUUCAGCUCAUCAUAUUGAGGUGCAGAUAUUUGGAGAUGGGAGAGGUGCUGUAGUAGAUAUGGGAGAGCGGGAAUGCAGUAUUCAGAGGCGGCAUCAGAAGAUCAUAGAAGAGUCACCCAGUCCAUUUUGCCUUUCUCAUCCAGAAGUGCAAAUUGCUCUCAUAAAUGAUGCAUUGCAACUGGGUAGACUGAUUCAAUAUGGCUCUGCAGGGACUGUUGAGUUCAUUGUGGAUGAUCAAUCAACCAGGCAUUUUUUCUUGGAGAUGAACACCCGGAUUCAGGUUGAACACCCACUGACAGAAGCCUUAUAUGAUAUUGAUAUCAUCAAAAUGAUGAUUGAUUAUGGAUUGUCACAGCGCAGAAAUGAACUGUUCUUAUUGCAGGAGAACUUUUCUAACAAGACAAAUGCUCAUCAAGCACAUGCUAUCGAGGCUAGAAUUUAUUCCGAAACUCCUUUUGAUUCUUUCAAGCCAUGCUCUGGAAUCCUCCAGCUAGUCAACCUUGAAUGUGGUCAUCCUUCUUGGCUUAGGGUGGAGUCUUGGAUUUCUACAGGGACUGUAGUGACACCACAAUUUGAUCCUCUACUGUGCAAACUUGUGGUGAUAGGAUCAAGCAGAGCAGAAGCUCUCGAUAGGAUGUCUACUACCUUGGCUUUAGCUAAGAUCCAAGGUCCACCAAAUAAUCUGGAUUAUUUGGCACAAAUUAUCACAAAUAUUGACUUUCAGGAAGGGAAAACAACCACUGAAUUUCUGAAGAGAUUUAAAUAUGUACCAUGUGCAUUUACUGUCUUAUCACCGGGAUUAGAAACAACUGUCCAAGAUUUGCCUGGGCGCCUUGUUGGCCUGGGCAUACCUGUUAGCGGCCCCAUGGAUCCUACUGCAUUUAGACUUGCCAACAUUCUGGUCGGAAAUGACCAGAACACUGAAGCAAUGGAGACAGUUAUAGUUGCAGGCAUGGAUCUCAUUUUGCAUUUCCAUGCUAAAGCUGUGAUUGCAGUAACUGGGAAAGAUGUCAUAGUGGAGGUCAAUGAUGCAAUUCACGAUACAUGGACUGCAAUAGAGGUUGCACAAGAUACAAUACUCAGAUUACAGACUAGAGAGGCUGCAACCCCUGGUUUCAGAAAUUACAUUGCUUGUAGGGGGGGCUUCCCACAGAUACCAAAAUAUUUGGGAUCAAAGUCAACCUCCAUUAAGUUUGGAGGCUAUCAGGGCAGACAACUCAUGAUUGGUGAUCAUAUAGCCAUUGCUAACACAGACACUCUGAUUCUCCCUUUGCCUACACUGCCUAAGGAUAUAGUUCCACAGUAUCCAAAGAAAUGGACAAUAUAUGUCCUGAAUGGCCCACACAAUGAUCUGGAAUUUGUGGAAUCAACAGAGAAGAUAUUCAACAUUAACUGGCAAGUUAGUGGUUCCAGUAAUAGGCAAGGCAUUAGAUUAGAAGGCUCAGAGAAAAUUCCAUGGGCUAGAACAAAUGGGGGAGAUGGUGGCUCUCAUCCAAGCAACAUCCUUGAUAAUGCUUAUGCACCUGGAACAAUCAAUAUCAAUGGUGACACACCAGUCAUUUUAACAAAAGAAGGUCCAGAUAUGGGAGGAUAUGUUUGUCUGUGUACAGUUGCCUCAUGUAACAUGUGGAUACUUGGGCAACUGAGCCCUGGAGAUACAAUCAAAUUUAUACCAAUGACCUGGGACAGUGCCAAACAAUUGAGCAACAUUUUGGAAAGCUGGAUUAAUAAUGUUGAAUACUCUCUGUCCAACCACCAUGAUUGUCCUCCUAUGCCACUUGCUGGUUCAUUGAUGGAACAUGAUAUGCAUCACUUCAAUCCAAAACUUCUCACAAUAUAUCCUACUUCUCAAAAUCCCAAGGUGGUUUUCCGUCAGGCUGGAGAUUCAACAAUACUAGUAGAGUAUGGGCCAAUGCAUCUAGAUCUUACCAUGCGGGCCUGCAUCCAUGCUUUUGAGCUGGAGGUCCUGAAGCAAGGAGUUACUGGCAUUGAAAAGUUCUCGCCUUGUAUCCGGUCAACAAUGUGCUAUUUUGACCCUAAAACAAUUACCCAAAGAGAGGUUUUGACAGUUUUAGCACAGGCUGCUAGAGCUCUACCAAAUUCUGUGACAAAUUUGUAUUUUCCAGGUCGACGCUUCACAUUUCCCUUGGUUUUGAAUGACCAAUGGUGCAAUGAUGCAAUCUUGCAGUAUAUGAAGACCAUCCGUAACAAUGCUGUUUACUUGCCUAGCAAUGUUGAAUACCUUGCACAGAAUAAUGGAUUAGGAAGCUCUCAAAUUGCACUCAAAAAGAUUGUUGCUUCAGAUCAUCUUGUGCUUGGUGUGGGGUUUUAUCUAUCCUGCCCUUUCACUGUUCCCAUUGAUCCAAGAUGUAGAUUAGUCGGACAAAAAAUGAACCCAUCGAGGACUUAUACACCCAGAGGUGCAGUAGGGCUUGCAGGUCUGGUUUCAGCAAUAUAUCCUGUUGAAUCUCCCGGUGGAUAUCAAUUAUAUGGCAGAACUUUACCAGCUUGGCAGACCUGGGGCCAGGGAAGCAAUUUCUCUCCUGAUAAACCUUGGAUGUUGCAACCAUUUGACCAGAUACACUUUGAAGUUAUCAAGGAAGAAGAGUACCAAAAGUUGGAGCAACAGUUCGACGCAGGACAAUAUUCAUUCAAGAUGGAGAAUUGCAUAUUUUCCUUGAAAGAUUAUACCGACUUUAUAAACUCAAUUGAAACAGAAACUUCUGCCUUCCGGAAUAAACAAACAAAGGCAGUUCUUCAGCAAGAGCAAAAAGAACAAUUGCUCCUUGAGGAAUGGUUGAAGGAACAGAGAAAUCAUUCUAGACAUUCGGAAACUACUCAGAUCAAUUCGGACGGUCUUGUCCAUUUUACUGCUCCACUUUCUGCCAUGAUCUGGAAAAUAUUGGUUCAGUCUGGAACAACAAUUCAGCACGAGGAUGAAACCCUGGUCAUCCUAGAAGCAAUGAAAACACAGAUUCCUGUGAAAGCAGGAAGGCAGCAUGUAGGACGAAUCAUCAAAGCUUUCGGAAAAGGUGUUCAAGAAGGAGAACAAGUCAAUGCAGGAGACAACCUAUUUUUCUUGGAGUAAGCAAAUGAAAAGUCUAUGUGUUAUUACAAGAACACGGCUAGAAGCAAGCAAGGCAAAUAUUGACUGCAUACUUGAAUGCCUGAAGUUAUUCGGAACGAUCAGUGUGGUAAUAUAUCAUACAUAUUCCAUUAGUUCGUUAUUAUCAUUCAUUGGUCAUCUGAAGAUUAAGAGCGAUUUUGUUUUUCGGACCUAGAAGCCAUGCCUGCAGCACCAAGAAGGCUGUCAUAAGUUGGUGGUAUUUCUUCAGGUCCCUCAGACUCAGGCGUGGUGUCGGCAUUUUCGAUUCGUCCACCGUCUUCGUGUACGAGCACUUCACGGGGACGAGAUUGCGAAGGGCCAGUAGGUGAUUUAC
This is a messenger RNA of Lentinula edodes (shiitake mushroom), 4066 nucleotides long. RefSeq names its product urea carboxylase. The transcript has 20 exons. Bases 1 to 3714 code for a protein of 1237 amino acids. The record is from RefSeq and is a predicted model, not a curated record. Lineage: Eukaryota; Fungi; Basidiomycota; Agaricomycetes; Agaricales; Omphalotaceae. Gene Ontology annotation, molecular function: metal ion binding; ATP binding.